Messenger RNA from Drosophila elegans, 1073 nucleotides. It is a transcript of the gene Tengl1, whose product is annotated as endonuclease G, mitochondrial. Gene Ontology annotation, biological process: apoptotic DNA fragmentation. NCBI's taxonomy places the organism in Eukaryota, Metazoa, Arthropoda, Insecta, Diptera, Drosophilidae. The transcript is spliced from 2 exons. Gene Ontology annotation, cellular component: nucleus; mitochondrial inner membrane. The record is from RefSeq and is a predicted model, not a curated record. The coding region runs from base 124 to 1044 and encodes 306 amino acids. Gene Ontology annotation, molecular function: metal ion binding; nucleic acid binding; single-stranded DNA endonuclease activity.
UUUUAUACACAACUCAUAGGAUUUAUUUACUACACACACACAACAAAUAAUUUAAGUUUUUUCCAAAUCUCCAUGUACUUUGAAGCUUUAAAUUUUCGUAGUUAAGAACUUUGAUGGAUCGAAAUGCCAUUAAGAGGCAUUCUUGGCAUCUUGGCCACUGCCGGUUCCUUUUUUGCAUUGGGCGCCUAUUAUCAACACAUCGAUGUGAUGCGAAAUAUACGACGAUUGGAGCAACGCAACCCACAUGCCUAUUUCAUCCGAAGGAAACUCUACGGAUUGCUCGGAAUCUUCACUGUGAGAGCCGACAGUAAGGAAUUCACUGUUGAACCCGACGACUGUCACAAGUUGGGCGGUAUAAUGAAGUAUGGCUUCCCUAGCACAAAUGACAUUAGUCUUAAUGAAACCUUCGACUUUGUGACCUCGUUCGAUCGUCAAAACUCGGCCGUGCAGUGGAUGUGUGAGAGGGUGGAUAUAUCGAAUCGGAUGAGCUUUGGGGAUCCCUCAUCUUUGACGACAAUUGGAGCUUUUAGCCAGUCGGAGGCAUCCAGAAUAUUUUUCUUAUCAAAUAUAAAACCUUUUUUGAAAAGAGGAUUUAAUCUUACCGUUUGGAAUCGAUUGCUUCAGUAUGUCACUGACAUGAGUCAGAAACAUGGAACCGUAUAUGCUUACACCGGAUCCAUUUAUUUACCCCGUGAGAUGAAGUCAAAUAGUUGGUUUGUGGAGUUCCAAACAGAGGGGAGAACAAUGGUGGCGGUGCCGACGCAUUUCUUCAAGGUCCUGGUCAUUGAUCCUAAAUUCGAGGGCGAUGCCACGCCCUACGCGGAGGCGUAUGUGAUGCCCAACACUCCAUUAAACAAUAAUGUUGACCUGAAGACCCUCCUCAGCGAUAUCCGGGAUAUAGAAAAUGUCACAGGUUUACGCUUUUUCGAGGGACUUGAUCGCAACUUUAUCAACACCCAAAUAACCAGUUCUAUAGGCAAUUCAGUAAUAACCCCAGUAAAUUGUCCAGUAUGCAGUACAAUAGUCAAUCUUCCGACCAAGUAAUAUAAAAUAAAUAAAUGUUUUGAUACGUA